CCCACUGAAGAAGAAAGAAGUUCGUCAGUGUUCGACAUGUUGAAUACAAUCACAUGGCAGGCCUUGCUACUGUAAAAGCGGGAUUGGAGAAAUUCGUUAUUUCUUCUGGAUAACUCUAAUCUAUGAAAAUCACUUAAGGACUAGAUUGACAACCUAAAAGUUGCUAUAAAGGUAAGUUAUUUGCAUGGAGGUUUACUUCAAGUCUACUUGAAGAAGGCAAUAAAAGGCUACAAGUUUAAGUUUGCUGCUGUGAUGUCUUGCAUACGAGAACUCUUACAAUAGAGUGUUUUGGCAGCAAAGAACUUUACAGAAUGCUUCUCAAUAAUCUGCUGUGUAUCAUCUCUAGAGAUACUGUAGCUUCGAUGCAACAAAGAGAGUGAGAUUAUCCAUGGAUUGUGGUCUACUGAUUAUUACAUAGUGAUUAUGUAUAUUACAGGUCCAAUGUUUACCAACAAGCUGCUGACCCUGGUGCUGGUGGUGCAGCCUGGACGGGUGCUGCUGGGCAUGAAGAAGAGAGGGUUCGGCGCAGGGAAGUGGAAUGGGUUUGGUGGCAAAGUCCAAUCUGGGGAGACUAUUGAAGAGGCUGCCAGGCGGUGAGAUUGGUUGCAGUCCUCGGUAGUUGGAUGUGUCUUGAAAAAUAGUUUUUCCUACAGUUGUGUUUAACAAUUUGCAUGUAAAAUCAUGUAACCAGAUUCCAGCACUGGGCAGUAUCUAACACGGUAUACCCUCAUACAUGUCAUAUUGUGACGUUACAGUAGGCAUGCCUGUUAUGAGGCCUGCUAUCUAGUUUUUUCCUACUUUGGUCUGAAGGCAACACACUUUCCUGCUACUUUCUCUCUACUUACAAACUAUUUGUUCUCUCCAGAGAACUGCAGGAGGAAUGUGGCCUCACAGUGGAUGCACUUAAUAAGAUUGGAAAUAUCAAAUUUGAAUUCAUCGGAGAAACAGAGCUGCUUGACGUCCAUGUUUUCCGAGCUGAAAACUACAACGGGGAGCCAACAGAGUCAGAUGGUAUUCAUUCUCAAUCUCAUGCAUUCUAUUUAGGGCCAGGAGGUUUGUGACCAGGAUAAACUCAUGGCCCAAUAGGCUAUAAUCGUAGUCCCCAUAGUUUUCCUGGAAAAAAACUGCUGACCCUAUACUACAUGCCUUUUUAUGGACAUUUCUUAAGACUGAUGUCUGACAAAGCUCACUAACUUAUACUUUUUCUCUUAUAGAGAUGAGGCCACAGUGGUUUGACUCUGACAAGAUACCCUUCAGUCAAAUGUGGGUUGAUGAUGUUCUGUGGUUUCCACUGAUGCUUCAAAAGAAGAAGUUCUUGGGCUACUUCAAAUUUCAGGGUCAUGACUUAAUCAUCGAUCACAAGUUGGAGGUGGUAGACAAGCUUUAAGACAGACUACUGGCCUCUGACUCAUUCAUACUGUAUCAAAGAUCAUCCCCUCAUGUUGCCUACCUGCAGAAUCCCUACUGAUUCCAGCUGCCCUUGUUCAUAUUCAGUGCCUUCAAAUCUCCAGAUCUUUGUAAAUUUACAAAAGCUUUUAGUUGCCAGUGAUAACCAUAUGCCUGUGAAUCAGUCCUAAAAAUUCCCACUGAGCCAAAACGAAAUACUGGAUGUGUAAAUGUUGAUGACAUUUAUUUUAUUUUAUUUCACCUUUAUUUAACCA
Molecule: messenger RNA, 1661 nt
Organism: Coregonus sp. 'balchen'
Lineage: Eukaryota; Metazoa; Chordata; Actinopteri; Salmoniformes; Salmonidae
Source: the annotation of a GenBank genome assembly